Arxiozyma heterogenica is the source of this 1176-nucleotide messenger RNA. It is a transcript of the gene CKA1, whose product is annotated as casein kinase 2 catalytic subunit CKA1. Gene Ontology annotation, molecular function: protein serine/threonine kinase activity; ATP binding. The transcript has a single exon. The record is from RefSeq and is a predicted model, not a curated record. The coding region runs from base 1 to 1176 and encodes 391 amino acids. Gene Ontology annotation, biological process: DNA damage response; regulation of transcription by RNA polymerase I; regulation of transcription by RNA polymerase III. NCBI's taxonomy places the organism in Eukaryota, Fungi, Ascomycota, Saccharomycetes, Saccharomycetales, Saccharomycetaceae. Gene Ontology annotation, cellular component: protein kinase CK2 complex; cytosol; nucleus.
AUGAAAAGUAGAAUUUGGUCAGAAUCUAGAGUUUACACAAAUGUAAACAAGCAAAGAGAUCAAGAAUAUUGGGAUUAUGAAAAUACUAUUAUUGAAUGGUCCACUGACAAUUUAAAGGACUAUGAAAUUGAGACUAAAGUAGGGCGGGGUAAAUAUUCUGAAGUGUUUCAAGGUGUUCAGAUGAAAACUGGAAGUAAAAUUGUUAUAAAAAUGCUGAAACCAGUUAAGAAAAAAAAGAUUAAGAGAGAAAUUAAAAUUUUAAGUAAUUUGUCAAACGAAGCAAUACCACCAACAACUUUAGCUUUUAAUAAAGAUAAUUAUUACACAAAUAGAAAGGAAUAUGCCAUAAAACAGAUAAGACCAUAUAUUUAUGAUUUACCACAUAAUGGCCAUGAAAAUAUCAUCCAAUUAUUAGAUAUAGUCAAGGAUCCUGUUUCACGUACACCUGCAUUAGUCUUUGAAUAUAUUAAUAAUUAUGAUUUUAGAGUACUUUAUCCUAAAUUGACUGCUAUGGACAUGAGAUACUAUAUGUUUGAAUUAUUAAAGGCGUUGGAUUAUUGUCAUUCGAUGGGGAUUAUGCAUCGUGAUGUUAAACCACAUAAUGUGAUGAUUGACCAUAAACAAAGAAAAUUAAGAUUAAUUGAUUGGGGCUUAGCAGAAUUUUAUCAUGUUAAUAUGGAAUAUAAUGUGAGAGUAGCAUCAAGAUUUUUUAAAGGUCCUGAGUUACUAGUUGAUUAUAGAAUGUAUGAUUACUCUUUAGAUAUGUGGUCGUUUGGUACUAUGUUAGCUUCUAUGAUAUUUCAAAAAGAGCCAUUCUUCCAUGGUAACAGUAACACGGAUCAAUUGGUUAAAAUUGUGAGAGUGUUAGGUAGUGAAGAUUUUGAAAAAUAUUUAAAUAAGUAUGAAAUUGUACUACCAAGGGAAUUUCAUGAUAUGGAUCAUUAUAUUAGAAAACCAUGGUAUAGAUUUAUUAAUGAAAAUAAUAGGCAUCUUUCCGAUAAUGAAGAAAUUAUUGAUUUAAUUGAUAAUUUGUUGAGAUAUGACCACCAAGAAAGAUUAACAGCUAAGGAGGCUAUGGGUCACCCAUGGUUCGCUCCAAUUGCAGAACAAGAAAAACAAUUACAUAAAAUAGAGACGGUUGAAAAUGCUAAUGACAAUGAUGAAAGAAUGAAUUAA